Messenger RNA from Suncus etruscus (white-toothed pygmy shrew), 4325 nucleotides. RefSeq names its product phosphatidylinositol transfer protein membrane associated 1 (gene PITPNM1). The transcript has 23 exons. Gene Ontology annotation, cellular component: cytoplasm. Lineage: Eukaryota; Metazoa; Chordata; Mammalia; Eulipotyphla; Soricidae. Gene Ontology annotation, biological process: phospholipid transport. Bases 193 to 4098 code for a protein of 1301 amino acids. The record is from RefSeq and is a predicted model, not a curated record. Gene Ontology annotation, molecular function: phosphatidylinositol binding; phosphatidylcholine intramembrane carrier activity; metal ion binding.
GGACGGUCGGGGCCAUGGGCCGGCGCUGCGCCUCGGGACGGGCCGGCCACCGCGGGGACCCGCCGGCGGGGCUGGGGGCGCUCCGGGAUCCCCCCCGAGGCGUAGGCGCGCACGAUCGCGCCGCUUGAGGGGCGCUCGCCCGAGCGCAGAGGCGGAGGAGCCCAGGCCGCGCGGCCCCCCAGCGCCCGCAGGAUGCUCAUCAAGGAAUACCACAUCCUGCUGCCCAUGAGCCUCGACGAGUACCAGGUGGCCCAGCUCUACAUGAUCCAGAAGAAGAGCCGGGAAGAGUCGAGCGGCGAGGGCAGUGGCGUGGAGAUCUUGGCCAACCGGCCCUACACGGAUGGGCCCGGGGGCAGCGGGCAGUACACGCACAAGGUCUACCAUGUGGGGUCCCACAUCCCAGGCUGGUUCCGGGCGCUGCUGCCCAAGGCCGCCCUGCAGGUGGAGGAGGAAUCUUGGAAUGCUUACCCCUACACUCGAACCCGGUACACAUGCCCCUUUGUGGAGAAAUUCUCCAUCGAAAUCGAGACCUAUUACCUGCCUGAUGGCGGGCAGCAGCAGAAUGUCUUCAACCUGAGCGGGGCCGAGCGGAGGCAGCGGAUCCUGGACACCAUUGACAUCGUGCGGGAUGCGGUGGCACCCGGCGAGUACAAAGUGGAAGAGGACCCCCGGCUGUACCGCUCGGCCAAGACGGGGCGGGGUCCGUUGGCUGAUGACUGGGCAAGCAAAGCGGCCCAGACCGGGCCCCUCAUGUGCGCCUACAAGCUGUGCAAGGUGGAAUUCCGCUACUGGGGCAUGCAGGCCAAGAUCGAGCAGUUUAUUCACGAUGUCGGUUUGCGGCGGGUGAUGCUGCGAGCCCACCGCCAGGCCUGGUGCUGGCAGGACGAGUGGACAGAGCUGAGCAUGGCCGACAUCCGAGCACUGGAGGAGGAGACCGCCCGCAUGCUGGCCCAGCGCAUGGCCAAGUGCACCACUGGUGGAGAUGGCCCCGAGGUUGAGCCCCAGGGGAAGCCGAACACAGAACCUCGGACUGGGGCCAGCUGCGCCAGCACCCCCGAUGGGCCUGAAGCCCCCCGAAGAAGCCCCGAUGCAUCCCCAGAUGCCAGCUUUGGCAAACAGUGGUCCUCGUCGUCCCGUUCGUCCUACUCAUCACAGCAUGGAGGUGGCGUGUCUCCCCAGACCCUGUCUGAAUGGCGAAUGCAGAACAUCGCGCGUGACUCUGAGAACAGCUCAGAUGAGGAAUUCUUUGAUGCCCACGAAGGCUUCUCGGACAGUGAUGAGGUUUUCCCCAAGGAGAUGACCAAGUGGAACUCCAAUGAUUUCAUUGAUGCCUUUGCCCCUCCCACGGAAGCCGAGAACACCCCAGAACCUGAAGCCGAGGUAACCAAAGAUGCCGGAGAAGGAACCCGGGCUCCCAGGGACUCAGAGGGUCCUGAUGGAGUUGGGGAGCUGGGGGCCGAGGCCUGCGCCGUGCACGCCCUCUUCCUCAUCUUGCACAGCGGCAACAUCUUGGAUCCCGGCCCAGCUGACGCCUCCUCCAAACAGGCCGACGUGCAGACCCUGCGGCUGGCCUUCGAGGCUGUCACCCGUGUCCACUUCCCUGAGGCCUUGGGCCAUGUGGCGCUGCGCCUGGUGCCCUGUCCGCCCAUCUGUGCCGCCGCCUAUGCCCUCGUGUCCAACCUGAGCCCCUACAGUCACGACGGAGACAGCCUGGCCCGCUCCCAGGACCAUAUUCCCCUGGCCGCCCUGCCCCUGCUGGCCACGUCCUCUUCCCGAUACCAGAGCGCUGUGACCACCGUGAUUGCCCGCACCAAUCAGGCCUAUGCCGCCUUCCUGCGCUCUGCAGAGGGUGCCGGCUUCUGUGGGCAGGUGGUGCUCAUUGGGGACGGCGUCGGCGGCAUCCUGGGCUUUGAUGCGCUCUGCCACAGUGCCAGCUCAGGCACCGGCAGCCGGGGGAGCAGCCGUCGGGGCAGUGUGAACAACGAGCCACUGUCACCCGAGGUGGGCCCAGUGCGUGAUCCACUGGCCGACGGGGUAGAAGGACUGGGCCGGGCCAGCCCUGAGCCCUCGAGUCUGCCCUCCCAGCGGACACCCAGUGAUGUGGCUGGUGCCGAGCCUGAGGGCUCUCAGAACAGCCUGCAAGCAGUUCCUCCUGCUGGCUCCACAGGAGAGCCACGGCGGUCCAGCACAGCCUCCUGCCCCCAGGCUGCCAGCUCUGAGGCCCCUGACGGAGCUGCCAGUGCUGCCCGCCUCGACUUCAAGGUCUCGGGCUUCUUCCUCUUUGGCUCCCCUCUGGGCUUGGUGCUGGCACUGCGUAAGACUGUGAUGCCCGCCUUGGCUGUGGCCCAGAUGAGACCUGCCUGUGAGCAGAUCUACAACCUCUUCCAUGCGGCUGACCCCUGCGCCUCCCGCCUCGAGCCUUUGCUGGCCCCCAAGUUCCAGGCCAUCGCCCCCCUGGCUGUGCCUCGCUACCAGAAGUUCCCACUGGGAGAUGGCACAUCCCUGCUGCUGGCCGACACCCUGCAGACCCACUCAGGCCUCUUUCUGGAGGAGCUGGAGCUGGUGCCAUCCACCCCUACGUCUGCCAGUGGCGCUUUCUGGAAGGGCACUGAGCUGGGCACAGAGGCGGCGGUGCCCCCGGCAGCCCAGAGCACCACGAGUGAAGUGGUGAAGAGUAAGUCGGGGCCUCCCUGGUGGCUUGCGGAGUGGGGGGCCCCGGGUCCACCCCGGAGGCCCAGCAUUUUCCACCCACCCCACCCACCCAGCACCCGGCCCGGGCCCUUGGCGGAAAGGAGGGAGGGGGCCGGGGCGGAGAGGCGCCCCCUGACCCGCUGCUGCCCGCGCGGCCGUGCAGUCCUGGAGCGCUGGUGGGGGACCAAGCGGAUCGACUACUCGCUGUACUGCCCCGAGGCGCUCACGGCCUUCCCCACCGUCACGCUGCCCCACCUCUUCCACGCCAGCUACUGGGAGUCGGCCGACGUGGUGGCCUUCAUCCUGCAGCAGGUGAUCGAGAAGGAGCGGCCGCAGCUGGCCGAGUGCGAGGAGCCGUCCAUCUACAGCCCGGCCUUCCCCCGGGAGAAGUGGCAGCGCAAGAGGACGCAAGUCAAGAUCAGGAAUGUCACUUCCAACCACCGGGCCAGCGACACUGUGGUGUGUGAGGGCCGCCCCCAGGUGCUGAGCGGGCGCUUCAUGUACGGGCCCCUGGACGUGGUCACGCUCACGGGAGAGAAGGUGGAUGUGUACGUCAUGACACAGCCGCUGUCGGGCAAGUGGAUCCACUUUGGCACCGAGGUCACCAGCAGCUCGGGACGCCUCACCUUCCCUGUACCCCCUGAGCGAGCCCUGGGCAUCGGUGUCUACCCGGUGCGCAUGGUGGUUAGGGGAGACCACACGUACGCAGAGUGUUGUCUGACGGUGGUGGCCCGGGGCACCGAGGCAGUGGUGUUCAGCAUCGAUGGCUCCUUCACUGCCAGCGUCUCCAUCAUGGGCAGCGACCCCAAGGUGCGCGCUGGUGCCGUGGACGUGGUCAGGCACUGGCAGGACUCGGGUUACCUGAUCGUGUACGUGACGGGCAGACCCGACAUGCAGAAGCACCGCGUGGUGGCCUGGCUGUCUCAGCACAACUUCCCCCACGGCGUGCUUUCCUUUUGCGAUGGCCUCACCCACGACCCUCUGCGCCAGAAGGCCAUGUUCCUGCAGAGCCUGGUGCAGGAGGUGGAACUGAAUAUCGUGGCCGGCUACGGGUCCCCCAAAGAUGUGGCCGUGUACGGGGCGCUGGGCCUGCCAGCCAGCCAGACUUACAUCGUGGGCCGUGCAGUGCGGAAGCUACAGGCUCAGUGCCAGUUCCUGUCAGACGGCUACGUGGCCCACCUGGGCCAGCUGGAGGCCGGCUCCCACCCACACGCCCCCACGGGCCCCUCCAGAGCCAAGAGCAGCUAUGGGGCAGCCACCCCCGUGGACUUCCUCCGCAAGCAGAGUCAGCUCCUUCGCUCCAGGGGCCCCAGCCAGGCCGAGCGCGAGGGCCCCGGGACGCCGCCCAGCACCCUGGCCCGGGCCAAGGCCCGCAGCAUCAGCCUCAAGCUGGACAGCGAAGAGUGAGGACAACCCGGCACAGGCUUAUUUAUUCACAUGCUUCAGGCCACUGUGUUUGGAGACCACAUGGAGCUGCUAGGGCCUGGACUUGCCCCCCAGCCCCACCCCCUGCACCUCCCUGCCCCUCAGUGUCACUGCCCUUUCACGUGGGGGACACAGCUGGGGGGUGGGGUGGGCAGGGGUGUCCAUGCGUGUACGUCCAUGAAAAUAAACACCAACUGCUCUCUGCCUGA